Messenger RNA from Gastrolobium bilobum, 1472 nucleotides. RefSeq names its product E3 ubiquitin-protein ligase ATL6-like. The coding region runs from base 198 to 1322 and encodes 374 amino acids. The record is from RefSeq and is a predicted model, not a curated record. The transcript has a single exon. NCBI's taxonomy places the organism in Eukaryota, Viridiplantae, Streptophyta, Magnoliopsida, Fabales, Fabaceae.
AAGACCCCACUCGCUAUGAGGCUUCCCUUGAUCUACACGACACCUUCCCAAUCAACAACCCUUCAUUUCAUUUAUAAGCUCCUCUCCUCGCUUGCGUUAUUCUUCUAUAAACCCCACCUGCAAUCUCCUUCUUCCUUCAUAGCUCACCCUGCUUCCUCCACCAGAGUGAGCCACAUCUCCUCAAUUUCACGCACGCAAUGAACACGCCACGUGGCUUCUACCAAAAUGGCGGAAUAUUCGCCUUUUGUUUCUUCCUCCUCAUCUUAUCCCCACUCAUCACCCUCGUGGGAGCACAAUCCAACAACCCAAACGAUCCUUAUUACAACAACAACAACCUCAACUUCAGCCCCUCCUUAGCCAUCAUUAUCGUCAUACUCAUCGCCGCUCUCUUCCUCAUGGGCUUUUUCUCCAUCUACAUCCGCCACUGCGCUGAUUCCCCCUCCGGCAACAUACGCAACCUCGCCGGCGGAGCCGCCGGACGAUCCCGGAGGGCGGCGCGUGGGCUCGAUCCUGCCGUGAUCGAGACGUUCCCAACCUUUGAAUACUCCGCGGUGAAGAUUCAUAAGAUUGGAAAGGGCGCGCUUGAAUGCGCGGUGUGCUUGAACGAGUUCGAGGAGACCGAAACGCUGCGUUUGAUCCCGAAAUGUGACCAUGUCUUCCACCCAGAGUGCAUCGACGAGUGGCUCGCUUCGCACACCACCUGCCCCGUCUGCCGAGCCAACCUUGCCCCCACCGGCGACACCGUGCGUGGAAUUCCUGUCCUCAACGCCGAGGGGGAAGAUGUCGAGGCCCAGAACGACGUCGUCGAAUCCGAUCCCGAACAGCAAAAUGCGGACGCUGUUCAAGACUCAAAAGAACUGGAAGUUAUGCGCUUGAACCAGACGCUUAACCGAAACCGAACGAGAGGGUCGCGGUCGAGCCGGACGCGCCGGUUCCCGAGGUCUCACUCGACCGGCCAUUCGGUUGUCCAACCGGCUGAAGACACGGAACGGUUCACUCUGAGAUUGCCCGUGGAAGUGAGGAAGCAGAUACUGAACCCGGAAUUGCAUCGGGCCAGAAGCUUGGUUAUCUUGCCUCGACAAGGUAGUUCGCGGCGGGGAUAUCGAACCGGCGGAGAGGGAAGUAGCAGAGGGAGGUCUUCGAGGCGAUUGGACCGGGGAUUUAAAUCGGACCGGUGGGUUUUCACGAUGGCGCCGCCGUUCCUAGUCAGAGCUUCGUCGAUUAGGUCCCCAAGGGUGGCUAAUAGCGCCGGUGAAGGCACUUCCUCUAAUACAGCUCCUCCGCCUCCGCCGGCUGUGGACUCGGCUCGCCCACCGGUUUAAACGCCCUCCUUCAAUAUUUCAUUUUUUUUAUUUGUUUUUUGUUGUUGGGCGACGAUUUUUUUUUAAUCUAAAAUAUGUAAAAUGUGUAUAAUAUAUAGCACAUUUAUUUUUAGUUGAAGAUAAAUAUCUUAGUCAGGAUAAUCCCAUAAU